Molecule: messenger RNA, 595 nt
Organism: Archocentrus centrarchus (flier cichlid)
Lineage: Eukaryota; Metazoa; Chordata; Actinopteri; Cichliformes; Cichlidae
Gene: anapc13
Product: anaphase promoting complex subunit 13
Exons: 2
Coding region: 189-413 (74 amino acids)
Biological process (GO): protein K11-linked ubiquitination
Cellular component (GO): anaphase-promoting complex
Source: RefSeq, a predicted model, not a curated record
GUAGAAUUACGGCGGCUGCUCUUCUCAGUGUUCAUAGGUGUAUCGCUUACUCUUCUUCGGUUGUUGUUGAGGUCAGCUGGUACAUUUGUAAGGGCAGCAGUCGGUUUCGGGGAUUUAUCGUCACCUUCUGCCGCAGUCUGUGCAACUUCUGGUGUCUGAGCAGCUGGAGUUGGGGUCUCGCUCGGAGGAUGGACAGUGAAAUCCAACGAGAUGGGAGAGUCCUGGAUCUCACUGAUGAUGCGUGGAGGGAAGACAGACUGCCGUAUGAAGAUGUCACCAUCCCUCUGAGUGAAUUGCCUGAGGCAGAGCAGGACAACGGCGGAUCCACAGAGUCUGUGAAAGAGCAAGAGAUGAAAUGGACAGACCUCGCCCUGCAGAGCCUACAUGAAAACACACCGAGCACCGGAAGCUGAGAGACUAAUACAGAAAUGAACUGUAAAAAAUAAAAUGCACAGACACGGUGCAAAAUAUAUUUUGAUAUACAUCAAAAUGUGCCGUGCUGUGUGGUACAUUCUUGAGACUCAUUAAGUGUCAUUUUAUACUUGGCUGUGAACUAUUCAUCACUCAUAAAUUAAAAUAAAUUUGAGCAAAUACA